AUGCCCUCAAAAGAGAAAAAAACUGCAGGAACGGAGGAAACUGAAGAGGUGGUUUGCGACGUGGAGGAAAAGGAGCCAAAACCGAAAGGGAAGAGCAAGUCUGACGCCAGCGGAGACACCAAGCCAGACGGAGCGAAGAAGAGGAAGAAACACAAGAGCCCAGAGGAGUCUGACGAGGAUCCAGAGAAAGAGAGGAAGAAGAAAGGGGAACGCCACGAUAAGGUGAAAGAGAAAAAAGAAAAGAAGAAAAAGAAAGCAGAAGAUGAUGCAGAGAAGAGGGAGGGGGAUGAAGUGAUUGAAAAUGAGGAAGAGGGAGAUGACGAGCAGAACAACAAUGACACCAUCGAAACCAAACCCAAGAAGAAGAAAUCCGAAGAAGAGGACAUGACUGAGGGAGAACUUAAGGAGGAAAAGAAGAAGAAAAAGAAGUCGUCUUCUGAGGGAGACCAACAGGGAGAGGAGGAGAUGGGGUCCAAAGGCAGGAAGUCCACAGAUGGAGGGAAGAAGAAGAAGAAAGCUCAGGAUGAGGAUGAUGAGGACAAGAAAGACAAGAAAGGGAAGAAAGGGAAGAAGCCCAAGGCCAAGCAGGUGGAUUACGCUGAGAUCUACUACAAUGAGCUGAUGACCUACCAAACGGACUCCUCCGAUGGCUAUGAGGAAGAGUACCACAAAAAGAAAGUGUAUGAGGUGGUGACUGUCACAGGUGAUGUGAGAGGGGCAGGCACAGACGCCAAUGUGUUUGUCACUCUUUUUGGAGACUUUGGCAUCACUCCCAAAGUGCACCUGGCCAGCAAAAGCCGAACGGCAUUUGAGAAAAAUAAGACGGACGUGUUCCGGAUUAAAACACACAAUGUUGGGCCCUUGAAGAAGCUGAGGAUUGAACAUGACAACACAGGUGGCUUGAACGCCAGCUGGUUCCUGGACCGGGUCGUGGUGACCGACAUGAACCGUCCACACCUGCGGUUCUACUUCGCCUGCAACAACUGGCUGAGCCGUGAGGAGGGGGAUGGCCUGUAUGUCAGAGACCUGCUGGGCAGCCUCAACCCCAUGGAUGUCCCCAAACUGAAUAAGUACAUAGUGAGUGUGUUCACUUCUGCUGAGAAGGGCAGCGGGACUGAUGCUGACGUCUUCCUGAAUAUCUUUGGAGAGCAUGGCGAUACAGGGGAGAGACGGCUGGACAGUGACAAAGAUAAUUUUGAGCGAGGCACGGAGGACAAGUUUACUAUUGAAUCACCAAACCUGGGAAGGCUAAAGAAAAUCACCAUUGGCCAUAACAACAGGGGCUCAUCAGCUGGAUGGUGUCUGGAUAAGGUGGUCAUUGAUGACAUGGGGAACAAGGAGGUGUAUGAGUUUCCAGUGAAUCGCUGGUUCGCCAUGGAUGAAGAAGAUGGAAAGAUACAGAGAGAUGUGUUGGUGGGAGCAACACAGCCCAUGGCGGUGGUGUACAACGUCCAGGUGAUGACGGGCAACGUGAGAGGUGGUGGCACCAACUCUAAGAUCCACAUCAUCAUGCAUGGCACCAAGGGCCUGAAGAACAGUGGCAAGGUGUUCCUGGAGGGUGGAGCAUUCGAGCGGGGGCUCAUCGAUAUCUUCAACGUGGAGAUUGCUGCCCUGCUCAGCCCACUCAGUAGGGUCACCAUCGGACAUGACAACGGAGCUGUUGGGGCCGGCUGGUACUGCGAAAAGGUGACAGUGUACUGCCCAUUCACAGGGAUUGAGCAGACGUUUCCCUGUUGCAAGUGGCUGGAUGAGGACGAGGGGGACGGACUGAUUGAGAGGGAGCUUUACGAGAUGGUGUCCCUCAGGCAGAAGAAACUUAAGAAGUACCCGUGGUCACUGUGGAUCUGGACAUCGGACGUGAAGGGGGCAGGGACGGACGCCCAGGUCUUCCUACAGAUCUACGGUGAGAAGGGCAAGUCAGAUGAGAUGAGACUGGAGAGCAACUCAGACAGCUUUGAGCAGGCUCAGCUGGAUAAGUUCAUGAUUGAAAUGCCAGACAUCGGAAAGCUGACGAAAGCCCGUAUCUGGCACGAAAAGAGACAUCCUUUCGCAGGCUGGCAUUUCGCUAGGGCCACGGUGAUGAAGACUCUGACAAGGGAGAAGUACUCGUUUAACUGUGGCCGCUGGCUGGACAUCAAUGAGGAUGAUAAUGAGAUCAUCAGAGAGCUGCCCGCCACCGGAGCUCUCAUCCCGGAGCCGUUACUACUGCUGAAGUAUCGCAUCACCAUCUGUACUGGGAGAGUGAGUGGAGGUGGCACUGAUGCCAGCGUAUUCCUUAAUGUGAUCGGGGACCUGGGAGACACAGGGGAUCGACUCAUGUUCCUCAGCAAAAACAACGUCAACAAGUUUGAAAAGGGCAACGCCGAUGAGUUUCUGACCGAGGCGGUGUCGUUGGGGCAGGUGCGCAGGGUGCGUAUCGGCCAUGAUGGGAGGGGUGGAGGCUGUGGUUGGUUCCUGGAUAAGGUGUUGGUCAGGGAGGAGGGCCAACCAGAGUCUGCGGCCAUAGAGUUCCCCUGUAACAGGUGGUUGGACCGGAAUGAGGACGAUGGACAGAUCGUUCGUGAGUUAGUGCCAGCAGGAGAUGGUCUGCGUCUCCACAAUGUCAACUACCAUAUCUCGGUGAAGACAGGCAACAUCAACGGGGCCAGCUCGGACUCCAAGGUGUUUGUUAAGUUGUACGGAGAGAAGGGCGACACCACGAGGAUACUCCUGGUGGUCUCGGACAACGACCUGAGUAACUACUAUGAGACGGGCCAAACUGAUAUCUUCACCGUCGAGACCUAUGACAUCGGACAAAUCCACCGUCUUCUGAUAGGCCACACUAACGAGGGUCUGCGGGCUGGUUGGUUCCUGGACAGUGUCCAGAUCAUUGUUCCGGUCCAUGGGAAGCAGUACCAGUUCCCCAGCCAUCGCUGGCUGUGUAAGGAUGAGGCUGACGGCAAGGUGGAGGUGGAGAUCUAUCCCAGCGAGACCCUGGACAUCGAGAAACUGAUUAACUACGAGGUCACAGUGGUCACGGGGAACAUGCGCAAUGGUGGCACCAACGCCAAUGUGUUCUGCCAGAUCUACGGAGAGGAGGGCAAGACCGAGCUCAUCAGCCUCAAGAGCCGCUCCAACAACUUUGAGCGCGGGACCACAGAGAUCUAUAAGAUCGAGGCGCUGAACGUGGGCAAAUUAUUCAAAAUCCGCAUCGGGCACGAUGGUUCGGGCGUGGGCGACGGGUGGUUCCUUGAGACGGUGGACAUCAAGCGGCUCACUAUGGCCAUGGUACAGAGGGAAGUGGUGAAGGAGAAACCAAAGGAUGACAAGAAGGACAAGAAGAAGAAUAAAAAAAAGAAGAAAGAAGAGGAUGAGGAGGAGGAGUACGUGACGGAGCUCCAGGAGGUGACAGAGAGCGUGACGUUCCCCUGUCAUCGAUGGCUGGCCCGCGACGAGGAGGACGGGGAGAUCGUGGUGGAGCUCCUACCCGAGGACCCCGGAGACCUGGAGGAGAACUCCUAUGAGGUCCAUGUGUUUACUGGCCCCAUGUGGGGAGCCGGAACCGAUGCCAACGUGUACAUCAACAUCUACGGAGAGAUCGGUGACACGGGCGAGCGGAAACUAAGAAAGUCCAACAACCUCAACAAAUUUGAGAAGGGGCAGGAGGACGUGUUCUCCAUGCAGGCCAUCGAUCUGGGCAUUCUGAAGAAGCUGAGGAUUCGUCACGACAACAGCCAGCCUCAUGCUGCCUGGUUCCUGGACAGGGUGGAGAUAGUAGACAACAAAGACGACACCACGUACUACUUCCCAUGUAAACGGUGGCUGGCCAUCGAUGAAGAUGAUGGACAGAUUGCCAGGGAGCUGGUCCCUGUGGACGAAGCCUUUAUGAAGAAGGGUGAGGAUGAUGAUGAUGAUGAUGACGAGGAAAACUCCAGUGCAACACUCGGCCUGGAACAGAAGGCCAUGUCCACCACCUUCACAAUGAGGGUAAAGACUGGAGACAAGAAGUAUGCGGGCACUGAUGCCAACGUGUUCGCCAUCCUGUACGGCAUGAAGGAUGAUACAGGCAUCAUAAUGCUGAAAGCAUCCAAGUUACAUAAGAAUAAGUUUGAGCAGGCCAUGAUCGAUGAGUUUACAGUGGAAGCUGUGGACAUUGGAACACUGAAGAAAAUACGCAUAGGGCAUGACAACUCAGGGGCAGCAUCAGGCUGGUUCCUGGACUGGGUAGAGGUGGAUGCCCCCUCCCUGGGCCAGAAGCUGAGGUUCCCCUGUGGUCGCUGGCUGGAUAAGGGAGAGGACGACGGGGCCAUCGUCAGGGACCUCUUCCCUGCAGACCUCCAGACUGAGCUCUACACACCAUUUGUGCCCUAUGAGAUCAAGACGUUCACCAGUGACCUGUUUGCAGCGGGUACAGACGCAGAUGUGUUCAUCGUGCUCUACGGCCGAGACGGGGUGUGCACCCAGCAGAGGUCUCUCUGUGUCAACAAGAGGGAGAGGACCAUGUACUUUGAGAGGGGAGCUGAGGACAUGUUCAUCGUUGAGUUGGAGGACGUGGGUGAUGUCAUAGAGAAGAUCCGUAUUGGUCAUGACAACAGAGGGCUAAACGGAGGCUGGCACCUGGACAGAGUGGAGAUCAGACGACUGCUGAGGAAGGGGAAGGGGUCGGAGACUAUUAUCUUCCCAUGUGAGCGCUGGCUGGCCAAGUCAGAGGAUGAUGGAGAAACAGUGAGAGAGUUAGUACCUUCUGACAUCAUAACGGAGAAACUACUACGAGAUGGUACCCUGAAAGUCAGCGAGGUUGAGGUGGAAGAUGCACUGGAGACUCACACUUACAAAGUGUCUGUGAUGACGGGCGAUGUUUACGACGCAGGCACCGAUGCCAACGUCUUCCUGACCAUCUACGGAGACCUGGGAGACACUGGCGAGCGCAAACUCAGCAAGUCUGAGACCAACGGCAACAAGUUUGAGAGAGGAGCGGUGGAUAAGUUCACCAUUGAGGCGGUGGACCUGGGUCAGGUGUUUAGAAUGAAGAUUCGCCAUGACAACAGCAUGAUGAGUGCUGAUUGGUACCUGGACCAGGUGGAGGUGGUUGACGAGGAUACGGAGGAGGUCUUCCUGUUCCUGUGUGAGCGCUGGCUGUCCAGAAAGAGAGAGGACAGACGCAUCGAAAGGAUGUUCUAUGUCAAGGGUUACGAGGGGGAGAGGGAGACUAUCCAGGGCAGUAAGAAGAGCUCAGCCCUGAUCAUGAAGAGUGUGGACAGCAACAUGAACAAGAAGAAGAAGAAGGGGGAGGACGUCCAAAAGGAGAGCACCAUCAUCCCAUACCACUUCACCAUUUCCACGGGGGAAGAAAACGAUGCCAGUACCUGCAGCAGGGUCUAUGUGAUCAUCAUGGGGCCAAACCACACCCAGACACAGAGGCUGUGGCUGGACCUGCCUGGGGGGAAGAAGUGCUUUGAGUCUGGGUCUCUGGAGUCCUUCGAGGCUCAUGGAGCUGAUGUUGGUGAGAUUAAAAAAGUGGAGCUCGGACAUGACGGCGCCACUCCGGAGAGCUGCUGGUUGGUUGAUGAGCUAGCUGUUGCCGUGCCAACCAAAGGGGUUAAAUACAUUUUCCAGUGUAAGUGCUGGUUGGCCAAAGAUCGGGGCGAUGGACUGACUGCCAGGGUGUUCAACGUGUUGGAUGCAGAUAGCAUCACCAUCUCCCAAAAGAUCAUCUAUGAGGUGACGGUGGUGACGGGAGAUGUUCAGAACGCUGGGACAGACACCCAGAUCUACGUGUCUGUGUUUGGGACCAACGGCACCACAGAGGAAAUCCUACUGCAGAAGAACGAGGACAGGUUUGAGCGGGGUCAGGAGGACACGUUCAGCCUGGAGGUCGAUGAUAUUGCUCCCCUGAGGAAGAUGAGGGUCCGUGUUGACGGCUCUGGUAGCCGACCUGACUGGUUCCUGGCUAAGAUCAUCAUGCGUAACCUGACCACAGAGGAGGUGUCAGUGUUCACCUAUGAGGAGUGGCUGUCUAAGACCAAAGGACCCAAGAGGACCAUGAUCUGUGAGAUGGCUGCUGUGGUGGAUGAGGAGGAGAUGGUGGAGAUCACCACCUACAUUAUCCAGGUCAAGACCAGCGACAUUGGAGGGGCAGGCACUGACGCUAACGUGUGGAUCAUUGUGUUUGGAGAGUGCGGUGACACUGGGACCCUGGCGCUGAAAGAGUGCCAGAAAUCCAACAAGUUUGAGCGCAAGCAGACAGAUGUGUUCCGUUUCCCUGACGUGCUCAGCCUCGGGGAGCUCUCUAAGGUGCGGGUGUGGCACGACAACUCAGGGCCUGCUCCAGGAUGGCACAUAGAAUACAUUGAUGUGAAGGAUGAGGCCUUGGACAGGACAUUUCGCUUCCCCUGCGACCGCUGGUUGGCUCAGAACGAGGACGAUGGUCAGAUCAUGAGGGAGUUGUCCUGCGCCAACAACGACAUUUUAGACCUCAACGAGAAGACCAAAUAUGAAAUUAUUACCACCACGGCGGACGCAGACGACGCAGAGACCAAAGAGAACGUCUGGAUCGCACUGGAGGGGAAGAAGGGGCGUUCGAAAGAAUUUAUGAUGGAGAACUCAUCAAAGAAAAAGAGGUUCUUGCGGGGAAACAAGGACAAGUUUGAGUUCUCCUCCAAACAGCUAGGGGACAUCGCUGGCAUCUGCCUGGGCCACACCCCCAAGGAUGGGAAGAAGGUGAAAGGUGAGGCGUUCUGGCACGUGAAGGAGGUCGUUGUCAUAGAGAAAGUGCUGGGCAACAGGUUCAUAUUCAUCUGCAAUGCCCUGAUCCCCCUCUCCCCGAAGAGGGACGAGUUUGUGACCAUCGAGUGCACCAAGGCCAUCGAGAGCUUCGCCAGCAAAGCCCGCAGCCUGGUGCCUGUCAAGUACGAGAUCAUCCUCAUCACGGGCGACGAGAAGGGGGCAGGCACCGAUGCCAAUGUCUUCAUCACCAUCUACGGUUCCAACGGCGACUCGGGCCGCCGGUCGCUACGUCAGAAGUUCCGCAACCUGUUUGAGCGAGGCCAAACGGACCGCUUCCUGCUAGAGAUGUUGGACAUGGGUGAGCUGCUGAGAGUGUGUGUGGAGCAUGACAAUACCCGCCUCAGCCCCGGCUGGCUGCUGGACCGCGUGGAGGUCACCAACACAGCCAACGGUGUCACCACCAUCUUCCUGUGUGGAAAGUGGCUGAACACCAAGAAGGCGGACGGACAGAUCUUCAGGGUCCUCUACCCAAAGUACUAAAGACCUCAUAUUGAGACUUCUCCACUAUAUGAAAACGUAUGUCCUUUGCACAGCAGAUGAUAGAGGCCUCGCCGUGUGUUGGACUCUACCCAAGCAACUCCGUAAUGAAGAUAUACAAACUCUUUGAAUGGAGUUUGGAUGUGGGCAACGGUUUCAUUUUAAAAAUGUUAUUGCCUCUAUAUGGUCAUGAUCUCAGGAAAGGAAAAUGUUUAUAUAUUUAUUACUACAUUUCUAGAAUAUCUUAUAGUUUGGCUUUAUUGCAUUACUACUGAAGGCAAGUGGCCUGGCGUUUAUGGCUAAAACACAAUAGGGUCAUAAGGCCAGGUAACAUGAUUGUGCCACCAUUUUAAAAGUACCCAUUAUCAGGAAUGGCAUGUUGCUCAGCUGCUUGGUUGUAAAUUAGGUUUUAUAAGAGAGUAUACUAUUUUGUACUGCUUAUUCCAAAACACUUUUUGUUUUUCAAAACUGCUUUUUAAGAUUGUGGUUUGACUGAUGUGUUCAUCUCCCGGUGAGAUUUCGAUUACCUUGUGAAGACAGACUCAGAAAACAAAUCAAAAGAGGAUUGUCAACCUCAUCAGGAUGGAGAUCAUGUCUCAUUCUCAAUGAAAGCAUUUUUUUUCAUCCUUCUCCUCUAACUUCAAAGAGUCAUAACUGGCCUUAA
Molecule: messenger RNA, 7906 nt
Organism: Oncorhynchus mykiss (rainbow trout)
Lineage: Eukaryota; Metazoa; Chordata; Actinopteri; Salmoniformes; Salmonidae
Source: RefSeq, a predicted model, not a curated record